Molecule: messenger RNA, 1897 nt
Organism: Silurus meridionalis
Lineage: Eukaryota; Metazoa; Chordata; Actinopteri; Siluriformes; Siluridae
Gene: ccnj
Product: cyclin J
Exons: 6
Coding region: 286-1386 (366 amino acids)
Biological process (GO): mitotic cell cycle phase transition; regulation of cyclin-dependent protein serine/threonine kinase activity
Cellular component (GO): cyclin-dependent protein kinase holoenzyme complex; nucleus; cytoplasm
Molecular function (GO): cyclin-dependent protein serine/threonine kinase regulator activity
Source: RefSeq, a predicted model, not a curated record
GCAACCCAGCCCCUGAUUUGUUGCUCGCUGAAGUUUGUAGAUUGUAAGAAGAAAUCCGAUUGGUCGACACUGGCAAACGUUCAGUGCGGCGUGUUGCCUAUAGCGCAGAUGUUUCACCGUAAACAUAAACAUCGCCAUCUGCGCUAUUUAAUUACUUCUGCUCGAGAUACGUUGCUGUGUUGUAGUGUGCAUGCAGGUUUCAUUGAGUAGUGUGGUUUCCCUGCAUAGACUGCAUUGUUAACUCGGAUAUCUCUGCUCCAAAAGCAUCCUGACACGCUUCACCCAAUGGAGCUGGAGGGCCAGUGGUGGAAAGGCCAACUCGCCGGAGAUAUUUACCAUGCUCUACGUUACAAGGAGCUGAGAUUGCCUGUUUACAAAGGUCAGUCUCCACAACUGAACCUUAGGCGCUACUUUGCAGACCUCAUAGCCAUUGUGAGCAACCGCUUCCGGCUGUGUCCUUCAGCUAGACACCUGGCUGUGUAUCUGCUGGACAUCUUUAUGGACCGCUACGACAUCUCUGUGCAGCAGCUCCACAUGGUGGCUCUUUCUUGCCUUCUUUUGGCUAGUAAAUUUGAGGAGAGAGAGGACAGAGUGCCAAAGCUUGAAACCCUCAACAGUCUUGCUUGUAUGAGCUCCAUGAACCUGGUAUUGACCAAACAAGGCCUAUUGCACAUGGAGUUGCUGCUCUUGGAGUCCUUCCACUGGAACCUCUACUUACCCACAGCUGCCCACUUUAUAGAAUAUUACCUGUCAAUUGCUGUCAGUGAAACGGAUCUACAUGAUGGCUGGCCAAUGGCAUGCUUAGAGAAGACAAUGCUGUAUAUGAACAAAUAUGCAGAUUAUUUUCUGGAAGUCUCUUUGCAAGACCAUGCAUUUCUACAGUUUGCACCAUCGUUGAUUGCUGCUGCUUGUGUGGCUUCAUCUCGGGUAAUCCUUCGUUUGGCUCCGACAUGGCCGCCUCGUCUGCAGCGCCUAGCCGCCUACACCUGGGAGCAGCUACUGCCCUGUGUGGAGAGACUGCUUCUUGCCCAUGAUAGUGAUGUGAAGGAAGCCAACAAACAGAAGUGCCAGCUACAGCAGCUCGGUCCACAGCCUGGCCAGGCCAUGUACCCAACGCAAAGCCAGAGUGCCACAGUUGCUCAGUACAUCCACAGACCAGCCUUGCAAUACACCCAGCAGAGCUGCCAACCUGUGCUGGUCUCAGCCCAUGCAUCAAGUGCCUACCUCUGCCACAGUGGCCCUCUGCAGGCAUCAAGUGGCCCAUCACAUGGGCAAGCACAACCACAGACAAUGUCUGUACCACUGGAGUCUAAGAUGAAGGUGCCAAACAGGUCCUACCAAGUGAACUCCGUCUACUCAUGUGCAGCCCCCUGUUUCAACAGGUGAUGGCAGCUGGACACCAGCUACAAACUAAAGAACUUUAACAUGGUUAUAAAGCAAACUCUACAAAUAAUGGGCAACUUUUGCAUGUCAAGCUGGAUAAUUCGAGCUCCUCAAUCCUGUUUCAGUAGUUAAAAAAAGUCAUGAAAGUAAUGGACAUUGUGUAAAAUACUGUAAAAACUGGACUAUGAGGUGCAAAGUGAGCAAGAUGUGCAAUCCUGUGAGGUUUGCUUUUUUUCAUUCGAUUUCCUUCUAUAUGAAGUUUUUCAUUUGGUGUUUUUGUUUUGUUUCUGCCUGAGAACAGUAUUUUUUUAAUAUUCUUGCUACUUGAAUAGGAAACGGUGUGAUUUUUAUCAGCACCAGCACAAGCUUAUGCCAGUGAUAGCCAGGUUACCUCAGAAUUGUUGAAUGUAGGCUGUUACCCUGUGAUGUUACAUAUGCACUUUGGUACAAAACAUUUUUUAAAUAAAUGAAAAAGUAUGUUGUACCAUAGAGGUGCAACAUAUUUUCUGUUGCA